Molecule: messenger RNA, 980 nt
Organism: Solanum tuberosum (potato)
Lineage: Eukaryota; Viridiplantae; Streptophyta; Magnoliopsida; Solanales; Solanaceae
Exons: 3
Coding region: 141-788 (215 amino acids)
Biological process (GO): regulation of DNA-templated transcription
Molecular function (GO): double-stranded DNA binding
Source: RefSeq, a predicted model, not a curated record
UUAAAGUUUUGAUAAAUGGGUCAAAAAACUGGUUGAGCUAAGCGGAAGGACAUAGUUGGUCUUCGUGUCCCAAUUGAGUGUAGAGCUCAGCUGUUUACCAUUCAUUUCUUGAAGCAGAGCUGGAAUCUGAAUUCUGAGGGAUGCUAGGAAAAUCAUUUGCUACUCCUUUGCUGACCUUUAACUCUGCAUCAUGCUUCUCCUCUCCUGGUUGUGAUUCCGUCUCAACAACAGCAUACACUCUAGUUGGGUAUGUAAAUUGCUCGAGUAGCAUUACAUUUAAUGUCACUAGGGGAUCUUGGACGUCCAAUUAUCCAUCCAAGAAAUGGACGUUGCAUUCAACAGUUACUGACAAUAUAGUAUUAACUGAAGAAGAGAAGAAAACAUGGAACGAUAGCAGACAAGCUCUUUCUGCAUUAAAAUUUAGCCCAGAUGAAGAAGACAAAAUAUUAGGAAAAGCAUUUGGCCACAUACAUUCGCCUUACUGGUAUGAAGAACGGAAGAAAGAGGUUCCACGACUAGAAGUUGUAAAUGAGAUACUGGAUUAUCUAAGGAGUUUAAGCCUUACUGAUGAUGAUCUCACUAAACUUGUCAAGAAAUUCCCAGAAGUUCUUGGAUGUAGCCUUGAAGAUGAAAUGAAAACCAAUGUCGAAAUUCUGGCAAAACAAUGGGGAAUUGAAGGUAAAACUCUGAGAAAUUUGCUUCUUCGAAAUCCAAAAGUUUUAGGCUACAAUGUUGAUUGCAAAGGUGAUUGUGUGGCUAAAUGCACUCGCUGUUGGGCUCGGUUCUAGCUGUGUAUUCUUGUUUUUCAUUCUCAUACUUUUCUUUAUGUAUAACUUUCGUCAGCCAUUGUAUCUAAUUAUUCAAUAUCGAAAGUAAAUUUAUACAAUAUCAGAUUUCUGUAUUGCACUGAGAUGUGACUCAAGUUUAGAUCAAAGUAUGUUACAGAGACAAUGAAAUGAAAAAAAUCAGAGCAAUUUUUU